UUUGAGCGUCACGCGCAGGGCUCUCUGCUUCGGGACUCGGGGUGGGAACAUGUCGCGUCUGAAAGGGGUCGCGGGGCGGGAUCCCCGAGCGGGUUUCAAAGCUGAAAGGGGAGACUGCGGUGCCUCCGUGCCCCAGGGGCUGCUAAAGGCUGCGAGGAAGAGCGGCCAGUUAAACCUGUCGGGGCGGAACCUCAGCGAAGUGCCUCAGUGUGUCUGGAGAAUAAAUGUGGAUAUUCCUGAGGAAGCUAAUCAGAAUCUUUCAUUCAGUGCUACUGAGCGAUGGUGGGAACAGACGGAUUUGACCAAAUUAAUAAUAUCCAACAAUAAACUUCAGUCACUUACAGAUGACCUCCGACUCCUACCUGCACUCACUGUUCUUGAUAUACAUGACAAUCAGCUGACAUCCCUUCCUUCUGCUAUAAGAGAAUUAGAAAAUCUUCAGAAACUUAAUGUCAGCCAUAACAAACUGAAGAUACUCCCUGAAGAAAUUACAAAUCUAAGAAACCUGAAGGGCCUGUAUCUCCAGCAUAAUGAACUAACUUCUAUACCAGAGGGAUUUGAACAACUGUUCAAUUUAGAAGAUUUGGAUCUUUCAAAUAAUUGUCUUACAACUGUUCCUGCUAGUUUUUCUUCUCUAUCCAGUCUGGUGCGACUCAAUCUUUCCAGUAAUCAACUGAAGAAUUUGCCAGCAGAAAUAAGUGGAAUGAAAAGAUUAAAGCAUUUGGAUUGUAAUUCAAAUCUGUUGGAAUCUAUACCUUCUGAAUUAGCCGGCAUGGAAUCACUAGAAUUGCUUUAUUUGCGGAGGAAUAAAUUACGUUUUUUACCAGAAUUUCCUUCUUGUAAAUUAUUAAAGGAAUUACAUUUAGGUGAAAACCAAAUUGAAAUGUUAGGGGCAGAACAUCUUAAGCAUCUGAAUUCUAUCCUUGUGCUAGACCUCCGGGAUAACAAGUUAAAAUCUGUUCCAGAUGAAAUUACACUACUACAAUCAUUGGAAAGGCUUGACCUAAGCAACAAUGAUAUUAGCAGUCUGCCCUAUUCUUUGGGAAAACUUCAUUUGAAAUUCCUGGCACUAGAAGGAAAUCCUAUGAGAACCAUUCGAAGAGAAAUUAUAAAUAAAGGAACCCAAGAAGUCUUAAAAUAUCUGCGAAGCAAGAUUAAAGAUGAUGGACCUAGCCAAAGUGACUCUGUUAUUGAGACUGCCAUGACACUACCAAGUGAAUCCAGAGUCAAUGUACAUGCCAUCAUCACAUUAAAAAUACUAGACUAUAGUGAUAAACAGACAACCUUGAUUCCUGAUGAAGUGUUUGAUGCAGUAAAAAACAAUAUUAUCACUUCUAUUAACUUCAGUAAGAAUCAGCUAUGUGAAAUUCCAAAAAGGAUUAUAGAACUGAAGGAAAUGGUUUCUGAUGUCAAUCUCAGUUUUAAUAAGCUUUCCCUUAUAUCUUUGGAAUUAUGUAUGCUUCAGAAAUUGAGUUUUUUAGAUCUCAGAAACAAUUUUUUAAAUUCCUUGCCUGAAGAAAUGGAAUCGUUGAUAAGACUACAGACAAUCAAUCUUUCCUUUAAUAGGUUCAAAAUACUACCUGAAGUUCUGUAUCGCAUCUCCACACUUGAAACAAUUUUAAUUAGUAACAAUCAGGUUGGAUCUGUGAACCCUGAAAAAUUGAAGAUAAUGGAGAAUCUGGUCACAUUGGACCUUCAAAAUAAUGACCUCCUACAAAUUCCACCAGAGCUCGGUAAUUGUGUAAACUUAAGAACAUUACUACUAGAUGGAAAUCCAUUCCGUGUUCCGCGAGCAGCCAUAUUAAUGAAAGGAACAGCCGCUAUUCUGGAAUAUUUGAGAGACCGAAUUCCUACAUAAAUUGGAGUUGUUUUAUAAUCUUGGUCAUGCUGAUUCUUAGAAUUCUUACAUUGAUAAUGAAUGUUUUUCUAAGGUGUUGUGUACAUUUGUAAUGGUGAUAACAGUGUUCUGAGUGUUUUGCACAAGAUUUAUACUACUCAUUUUCAUUCCAUUAUAACAGAAAACAGUUUCUUCAAAAGUGAAUUUUUAUUUAAUGAAGUUUAAUAUUUUUAUAAUGACAAAGCAUUUUUGUAGAAGUUGGUUUUUUCCCUAUUUCUGUUUUUGUUACAUAUAAUGUGACCAAUUGACUUGAAUAUGACCAUUCAAUUUCUUUCGUUUAAUAUUAAAUUGACUUGAAUUUUAUUCAAUGUUGUUCUUUGACAUUUAAAAAUAAGACUUCAUUACUGAUAGGACUUUUGUGAUGUGGUUGGUCUCAAUAUAAGUUUUCCAUUAACAUGCACUGUAUUGUUUUAGUUUUAAUCUAGUUGAAAUGUCUUUAGCCUUUUCCCCAUGUUUUAGGAAAUCAUUUUGUCAUGAUUUCUAAUGUCACAGAAAUGCUACACAAGAUAUAGUUAUAGUUGGAGAAAAUAGUAAGUGUUAUAAUUACUCUCACCAUCUUGAAUUUAAAAAUUGACAAGGUUUUAUAAAAUGAUUUCUUAGUAUUAAGCUUCCAUACAAUAAUCUGGUACUUCUGGAUGCAAGAAAUUCAAAGAGAUUGGAUCUGCAUAUUUUUCCUUCAGAGUGUUAGCAGUUUAAAAGUACUUUUUUCCCUAAAUAUUGAAGACCUUAUUUUAUUCUAUAGAUAUUAGAAACAGGACAUAACCAAUAAUGUAUACUGCAUAGAAAUCUUGAAAUGUGCUUUGUUUAAAUACUUACUAAUCAAGUAUUUGUAUACAUCUAUAUUCUGUCGGUGUGUUUUAAUCCAGCCUUGUAUAUAUUGUUUUUCCAGGGCCUUAAUUUUAAAAUUUGCUUGUAAUCUUCAUAAAAUUAAACUUGUAAUCAGGCAGUAAUUUUCUAAAAGGGAAGUUAUUAUAGGUGAACUUCAUUUAAUAAAUAUCAAAUAUAAACAUUUUUAUUUACAUCAGAAAUAUCAGAAGUAGGCUAGGCUGAUCAGUCAUUAUAAAACUUACCAUUUGAUUCUAUUAAGUAGCCAAUCAAUAGAAUGUAUAUUAACUUACAUAGAUAGAUGGGUGGAUAGAUAGGUAGGUAGUAAGUAGGUAGGUAGAUAGCUUUUGUGUGAUCGAGGCAUGCUUAUAUGAAAAAGUCAAUUGCUACUAAAGAUAAAUAGUACAUGUUCAUAAUAAAAGUUACAUUUUCAAAUGUUAA
Myotis brandtii (Brandt's bat) is the source of this 3163-nucleotide messenger RNA. It is a transcript of the gene LRRC40, whose product is annotated as leucine rich repeat containing 40. Gene Ontology annotation, molecular function: protein binding. Bases 50 to 1858 code for a protein of 602 amino acids. NCBI's taxonomy places the organism in Eukaryota, Metazoa, Chordata, Mammalia, Chiroptera, Vespertilionidae. The transcript has 15 exons. The record is from RefSeq and is a predicted model, not a curated record.